GACCAAUAUUAUUACUCCCUAUUAUAAAUGGUCUAUACAUAUAAUUCCUAAAGCUUUUCUUCUUCUUCUUCUUCUUCCCAUCUCCAAUCUCCAUUCAGAUGAUGUCUUGCGGCCUGAACUUAAAGGGCCUCCUCCGCCCCGCCGCCGCCACAAGAAAGCUGUUGAAGCUCUUCUCCACCCCCUUCCGACUCCGCCGCCUCACCCCCAGAUCCAAAGUCAUCAAGAAGCCGCCCGUCGUCAAUAAGAAGAACAAGCCGCGUCCAACGCUGCUGUUCGACGCGGCUGCCCCCAGGAAGACCGGAGCUUCCGGGUGGCGGCCGGGGGCAAGCAGAACCCGCGGGAAGCGCCGCAGGUUCCGGUUCUUGCCGGCAGGCAAGAAAAGGGCGGCGGGGCCCGUUUACGUCGAUCAGCUGUUCGUGGCCCCGCCCCCGGAGAAUUCCCGCCAUCAUCAUCAGCUUCUGGGAACAGAUAAGUUCGCAAAAGCUGAUGAUGAUGAUCAGAGUGUUGGUCCUGGUCAUGUCUUAAUAAGAUCAUGCGACGAAAACGAAGGGGGUGUUGGGGCGGAGGCGGAUGCGAUUUGGGAAGCGAUGGUAGUAUCAUCGCCGGAGAUGGAGGGAAUAGACGAGAGGGCGGAGGCGUUCAUAUCCAGAUUCCGUGCACAAAUGAAGCGUCAAUAAUAGAGAACAUUCUAUAUAUUUUCUAUUCGGUCCAAACGACUAUUAUAUUGUAUGAUAUUGUAUUGUAUUGUAUUGUACUAUGGCAAAUUGUGAUAUACGUACAAGUAGCGAAUUCCCAUUGUUGUUUAGCUUCGGCAAAAUAAUGCACAAAUGUCAUGCACAAACGCAAUAAGUACUUCAACUAUUGCAGCAACACACAAGAAAUUGUACACAUUUAG
This is a messenger RNA of Cuscuta campestris, 895 nucleotides long. The record is from the annotation of a GenBank genome assembly. Lineage: Eukaryota; Viridiplantae; Streptophyta; Magnoliopsida; Solanales; Convolvulaceae.